Molecule: messenger RNA, 2841 nt
Organism: Naegleria lovaniensis
Lineage: Eukaryota; Heterolobosea; Eutetramitea; Acrasida; Naegleriidae
Exons: 4
Coding region: 1-2841 (946 amino acids)
Cellular component (GO): cytoplasm
Molecular function (GO): protein-folding chaperone binding; ATPase inhibitor activity
Source: RefSeq, a predicted model, not a curated record
AUGGGAAAUACAGUGCAAAAUAAUAUAAAGGAGCCUAGAAUUGAAUCAUCAUUGCCUUCAAUUAAUGGCGGUACACAACAUUAUCUAGAAACAUUUCCGAAUCAUCUACAUAAAACAGAUGAGACGGACUCAAUUUUUACUCGUUCAUCAUCAUCUUCAUCACAUACUCAUCGAUUGAUUGAUCAAAUUCAAUUUGGGUCAAUUCCCGAUAAAUUCUGUAGUGUCCGUAUUCUGCUCAUGCAAAGUGGCAUGACUGGAAAUAUCACUCUCUAUGACACUCACAAUGACGAAGCAUUUAAACAAAUUAGAGCCAAAUUACAUCUCAAUAUUAAAGAAUUGAAUGAAAAGUUUAGAAAAGAGAGGCUUUUAAAGCGAUCAACUCCAAGCUUCCUGGCAAAAAGUGCUCCUUCUGUGAAACCGCUUCUCGUGAGCAUGCUAGGUGGAGAAAAAUCUAAAAGCAACCGUACCAUAAAGCAAGAGCAGCCAACACAAAAGAACGAUAAGCAAAAUGUGAAACAACCAGUUGGUCUUAAUGAUAUUAGUAUUUUAGGAGAAAUGUUAUUUGGGUCAAUUCCCAUACAAAUUGUGGGACAAAACACCAAAAUUCAUUCCGUUCCACAACACAAGCAGACCUGUCUCAGUAAGGUAUUCCGAGUUGGCCUUCCGGUGAGCUCUGUAAUUAGCAAGAAGGAACAAGAGCAAAAUUUAAAGGAGCAUCAUUCCAUGUUUUCUAAAAUUCCAGAACAUACCAUGAGCGAGAACAACCAUUCUACACAACAGCAUACUGAUGCGUCUCCAUCAUCGAGCUCAUCUUCCAUUAGAGGUCGAUCUGGAAGUAUUGUACAUAGUCCUAGCAAUGCCAGUAAUAUGCCCUCUAAUGGUGCUGGAGGUAGAGUAAGAAGCUUGUCAACAUCAGUUGCUGAGUCUGCAACAAAAGAGUUCAUUGACAGCUUUGAUCAUGACAAUAAGCAGCAAAAAGCCAAGAAAGAAAAGAGAAAGAAAGUUCAAAAAGAUCAAGAAGUCUACAUGUGCAAGUCCUCCUUCGGUAUUUCUGUACUUCUCGUUUUUCAUGACAGUGGCGAAGAUAAGGAUGACCUUCAAAAUCCAAACCAAUUGCAACGUUUAAUUUUUUCACAUUUUCCACUUUUUGAGCAUCGAUUAAGGAAACUUCUCAACACGUGCAAACAAGCAUUGCAAAAAUAUUUAAAGAAAAUUGUUGAAGAUGCAAAGGAAGCUGGACGAUUGGAGGAAAUGUUCAGCGGUUUCACAUUUAACAUUCGAUCAUUUCAUGGAUGUUUGCAAGAGAGCGAGGAAAUUUCAAAGGCUUCCAUUGACUUUCAUAGAUUUAUCAUUUCAUUUCUGCACGCGCCUCGUUUUCAUUCUCCAAUUUGGCAGUCUCAUUCACUCAUGCCAUUCAAAAAGGGUAAUGAUUUUUCAUCAUUUCUCAAUGAUUUGUUACUUCUCACGAAUGAAGAUCCUCAAAACAAAGGUUUCAUGACACAAAUCAUUUCCACAAUUCUUGCAAAUCAUCUUUCAUGGAUUGCACAUUUCACAAAAUCAUCUGAAACAGAAGAAACUUCUCCUUCACACUUACUGGUCAAGUAUUUAAGGUCUCUGUAUGGAGCUGGUUAUAUUGGGGAUGAUGAGGGCUAUGAAGGCGACACUUCAGAUAGUUUAUCAACCUCUUCGUGUGAACCAAAGAAGCAUAGACUUGGCCUAAAAAAGUUUUGUAAGAUUAUUGUGGUUGGAAGUUCAAACAGGCAAAUACGAUAUUGCAUUUCCCUGAUCACAUAUCUUUUGAAAUCUGUGCUUCUUCUGGAAAAAGAAUUUUCGGUAGACAAAAAACUACCUGGAGCCGUUCAAAAUGUCAACCCCUCUGAGCCAAACAUGAGAGAGCCUCUUGUCACUCUUACACCAAUGCAAUUUCUUGAAAUGGCUCCACCAUUAGAAUCGAAGAAAAGCCCAAAAUUAUUUCAAAAACCAUUCGUUGGUGAUUUCCUACCAGCUUCAGGUCAAUCGGAUGACGACAAUGAGGCCAGUAUUAAGCCAGUCACUUUAGUUCCACAACCAGACUGUUCCGUGACACCAUACACUGAGGAAGUUGAACAACUGAAUUUAAAAAACAAAUUCAACAAGUUUGGAAAUGCAUUAUUUGGUGAUGUGUGUACCUGGUAUUGUGGAGGAUUUGUAAUUUCGGGAUUGCCAAGAUAUGUCACUUUCCAACAAGAGCUUAUUGAGGACUUGGAAUUUGUUCAAACAGAGAGUAUAGAUGGAGAUACAAGACUACCUGACACAGCUAGUUGUGUUAUUGUUGAUAUCGAGGGAAGAUCAUGCAAUGUUAUUGUAUCUCAUCAGAGUCGCGUUAAAUUUGAAGAGGGACAUGCAUCUGACAUGAUAUCUAACAUGCUCUCAGAAAUUUUAUGCCUUAAAACUCUCAAUGAUAGCCCAGAGACCAAUGCUGUCUGUGAACAAUUGUUUCAAGAUACUCUUUACAGUUUGGUUCUGAAAGCAAAACUACUGCUCACACUUUCCGACUCGCUCAAUAUCGAGCAACCAUCCAAGAAUUCUAUUCAAGCUGCACCCUCUUUACUAUCCUGGAGAUCCCAAAAAAAGCAAAAUAGCAAAGGUUUGGCAGAUGUCAUCAAAAAGAAGUUCAAUAAUAAUGAGAAAUCGAAAAAACAAAAUCCAGAACCUAUAAGUUACGGCCAAAUAGCUGGUCUCCUUGGUGUAUCAACUUCAGACAUGCCAUUACUCAUAUCCAUAGCAAGUGCUUACCGAGCAGACAUUGUUAAAAAGGUUGUUCCUCAAAUCAAAUCUACAUCAAAAAAGAAGAAACGAUAG